CGUCACAGGGCCGGAAAUGGUGUUCGAGCAACAUGGUGCGAAACGUGAUGUUUCCAGCAGCAGCGUAAACAAAGUGUUCAAGGCUGAAUGGAAGCGAAUUGCGAUGUUAUUGUGUCUUAAACUAGAGAUUUAGGUUUUAACUACCUUGAUUUAUUUAUUACGCGCACGCGGGAAUCUUUUUAAAGUGGAUUUAUGAGUAAAAAUCGGCUCCUGAAAUGUCCAAACCCGCGGUGUUAUCGCUCCAUCAGGCGCUGAGGAAAAGCUUCAAGACUGUGGAGACCAAUCAGAAAGUAUGGAGGAGCGCGGUGGCCGAGUGCGACCCCCUGAUGGUGUCUCUGGGGAAUCUGGCGGAGCAGAGCAGCGCCUUGUCCCGCAUCCACAUCCCGGACACGCCGCUCAGACACUUCCCCGACCUGGAGGAUCGUCUGAGGUUCAAACUGUCCCUGGCCACAGACACGGUCCUGCUCCGACUCCACGAGAAGAUGUCCUCUCUCCAGUCUGCUCGAGAUGCCAUCAGCAACCAGGUCGUUACGGUCCUCCAACUUUACGAGCAGAACGCAGACAGCCUGGAUGUUGUCACUGUAACCGAGCGCUCGACAAUCACCCCGUCUAUCGCUGACAUGCUGGAGUGGCUGCAGGAUGCUGAGCGUCACUAUCGGCAACAAUUCCUGAGGAGGAAAACACUUCUUCAGAUGCUGAGAGCCGAAAAUCUCUCUCUUUUAGAAUCUGCUCCCACGAGAUGGAAAUCGCUGGAGUCUCCAAGUGCAGAAGACUGCAUCACAGAUUUACUUUGCAAAGUGUCCUUCUUUGUGGAUUCUGAGUGAGGACAUUAAUUAAGUGGAACUCUGAGCAGCUCUGGAAUUUGGAACAGAACUUCCUAAAUGCACGUGUUCAGAUUGGAUGAAUGUUCGUCUGAUAGACGUCCUCAGAUCUGUUCGAAGAUGGAAAGUAUCUGCUAGCACCAGACUGUAAACACCUUCAAGUAGUACCGCAAGAUGAAGGGGAGAAAAACCACAGAUCAGGACACUGCGGCACCAUUUCAUACUGAGAUAUGAAAAUGACUCUCUAUAUCGUCUGUGAUGGCAAAAAUGACCCAAAGCAAAGAUUUUUUUCAGGGAAAUCCAGCACGCACAAAUCACACUUUACCAAACUCAUUUUAUUUCACAUUUUGGAUGUUUGCAAACUGUCAAGGCUUUAUGUGUCAGAUGUAGAGGUAAUGACAUUGUCAAAGAAUAAAUAAGAAAUCACUGCAUUCUUCACAACACAGCCAUC
Messenger RNA from Paralichthys olivaceus (Japanese flounder), 1272 nucleotides. It is a transcript of the gene airim, whose product is annotated as AFG2 interacting ribosome maturation factor. Gene Ontology annotation, cellular component: nucleus; cytoplasm. NCBI's taxonomy places the organism in Eukaryota, Metazoa, Chordata, Actinopteri, Pleuronectiformes, Paralichthyidae. The record is from RefSeq and is a predicted model, not a curated record.